Messenger RNA from Dentiscutata erythropus, 441 nucleotides. NCBI's taxonomy places the organism in Eukaryota, Fungi, Glomeromycota, Glomeromycetes, Diversisporales, Gigasporaceae. The record is from the annotation of a GenBank genome assembly.
AUGAAUUCAGAAGAACUUCAUGAUUAUUCUAAAAAAGCUAAAAUUGAAUACAGAAAUAGAUCUAGUGGCACUUACUAUUAUAUGAUUAUUUCUGAAAGUCAUUAUCCAGCACUAUCUAUUCUUGCUAAAACUCAAAAAAAAAAUAAUUGUUAUAGAAUUUCUGAUGAUUACAAAGUUGUAGUUAGUUGGGGAACAUCAAUAUUAUCAGAGACAAUAGUAUUUAGAUUACAACUUAGAUGUGUGGAACAAGUUAGAGAUUUUUGCUAUAGAUCAAAUGUUUUUCGCCCUAUUGAAACUCUCAGUAAUUCAGCUAAAACAUCUCGAAUUAAACAUAUUGGUAAAGGAAUUCAUGAUUUUAUUAAUGAUAAAACAACAUAUUUAGAUCAUAAGAAUCAAUUACAAAUAAAGUCUCUUACUUUAUCAGUUGGCAAUCAAAAUUGA